GAUCACUGAUUGUCGAAGAUUGACGCUUCCCAGCGGACUAACCACCACGACGAGGAUGUUAGCGAGGAAGAAUUGUGGUAGAAGAAUGUCUCGGAGCAAAAGCGAGAAGGGUUGCCGCCGUCGACCACGCCGGCGGCGGAGCUACCUGCAGCAUGCCAACGCAAGGCUCCGAGAGUCUUUGUCCGGCGCGGCGAUGGUGCUGGCAGCGGCAUUCGCAGUGCUCUCGUGCUGUACACCCUUGUCGCAAAUCACAAUGGUCGACGCCUUUGCCAACAACCUCGUCGAGACGAACAUCGGCUGCAUGACGGACCUGUCCACGGAAGAGGUCAUCAUGAACAACGAGGUCCGGCCGCCCGAGGAAUCGGACUUUCCCAAGAUGCACCUCGUGGUGCUGGACAGCAAGGACCGGCACCUGGAAAGCCCCUACUCCUACGACGCGUCGUCGGCGACCACCACGAUACGGAUCGCCUUUUUGAUCCCCUACCCGACCAGCGAGUUCAACGACGACCUGCAGUUCGUCGCGGAGGUCGAGCGGAUCGGCGCCGGCGACGAAGAGACGCAAGCGCCGCCUCCCGCGGAAUUCGUGGCGGGCGGGUCGAUCGGCUGCGAGCACCACCGGCGCCUCUCGGCGCGGCACAUGGACGACGACGGGGUGGUGGUGCUCCGGAUCAACGACCCGACCGCCCGGCUCCGGGUAUGGGCCGGCUGGGCGACCGGCCACUCGGCCGUGAGGCUGGUCCCGGACCUGGUCCUGGAACCGGGGGAAGCGUCCGCGUCGACAGAGGGCGACCGGGAGGAGCAGAUCGCGCAGCUCGAGGAGGCCGUCGAGGAAAUCGAGGAGGACAUCGAGGGGAUGGAAGAAGAACUCAAGGAGGAAGAAUUCCGCAACAGCGGCCAGGAGAAACUCCUGAGGGACCAGGAGAAGGAAAAACUGGAAAAACUGCUGGGAGACCCGGGCGGCGAUGGCAACAAGCACAACGACGAACACGAGGCCGACAACGAUGCAGGCGCAAAGCCCAAGAAAGCAGCGGAAGCAACAACGGAUACGGCGACGACGAAAAAGCAGCGCUCCAAACUGAAACGAAAGAGGAAAAACAUGCUGGAAAAGCCCGGGAACGUACCGGACGGAUUGCUGGAGUCCGACAAGGGUGGCAAGAAAAAAGACCUGGGACUGGAAAUCCUGCCCGCGUCCGGAAGCAAUGCCGACCAGAACGCCAACGGCGACGCCAAACCCAAAACCAUGCCGCAAAAACUCAAGGAACAGACCCUCAACCUCGUCCCAUCGGAGCAAACCGACGAAACGACGAAGGGGAAGCACAGGCUCACCGACCACACGAACCGGGGGCGACGCGACCAGCACCCCGCCGUCGAUUACGGCAUCGACGACGGGGGAACCGACGACGACCUCCCGGAGAUGCUGCCGGAUUCCGUCAACGACGACGAGCUCCCGGACGAGGGCGACACCGGCGACGACGACGUCGUUGUUGUUCCCGAAACCCACCCAACCCCGGGGAGCCGUGUCGCGGGCGAAAGGGGGCACCACGACGUGAAGCAGCACCUGCUGGCCUGCGCCUUUUUUGCGGCAUCGACGGGGCUGAUCCUGGUGGUCUUUGGAAAGAAACGCGACAAGGGCCGCCGGGAUUUGUGAGGGCGCCUCGGAAACAAAACAAAACGAAAGUG
Pseudo-nitzschia multistriata is the source of this 1680-nucleotide messenger RNA. NCBI's taxonomy places the organism in Eukaryota, Bacillariophyta, Bacillariophyceae, Bacillariales, Bacillariaceae. The record is from the annotation of a GenBank genome assembly.